AUGAACAUUCUUGUGGGAUUUUCAGAGACAGUGAAGGGAUAUCGUGUAUAUUAUCCUAUAACAAAUAUUAUAACUAUUAAGAGAGAUAUAAUAGUGAUGGAAGAAAAGAAAGUAUCAUCAGAAAAGAUUGAAGAAGACACAGCAGAAUGGAUACAGAAUGAUGUAGAAAUUGAAGAUCAUGAAUCUCCUACAAUUAAAGAUGGCAGAGAUUCAGUGGGGGAGCCUUCAGUGAAUGAAUCUCUCCAUGACUCAGAUUCCGCAUACAUCUGUAUAUACUGA
Messenger RNA from Acanthoscelides obtectus, 279 nucleotides. The record is from the annotation of a GenBank genome assembly. Lineage: Eukaryota; Metazoa; Arthropoda; Insecta; Coleoptera; Chrysomelidae.